AUAACAACUUUUUGGUUACGCCGCAGCUGAAGAGGAAAUGGAAGGGGUUGCUUCAAUAGCACUAAUAGAUAACGGGUCUAUUUCCGGUCACUUUAUUCACCUUCCUCAUUCUAUCUGCUAUGGCAUACAUGGAACUGAGAUGGUUUGUGAAAGGGAAUGCAGUAGGGGUGAGGAUUACCGCUUGGUGAAACUCAUAAUUAUUGACUACAAUAGAAAAAGAGAAAGGGAUGUUAUAGUGGAGUGCAGAGGACAUGAUGCUGCUAGGAUUCAGAAUGUUCAACAUGCUCAUGGAUGGGAGGAUGAUGUUGUCAAUAUGCUUGACGAGAAGGAACAGAAGCACAAGAUUCUUGUUUCUUUCGAGUGUGAGACACUGAAAGCAGGUAAAGAAGCUGAGGACCAUAUCAACAAAUUCAUGCCCAAAUUAGCCGGGACAGAUGCUGUUGUUAACAUUGGCAAGAUGAGGAUUGUAGGCUUGGACUUCGAAGAUGCAACUGGUGAUGAAGAUAAUAACCAGCAGAAUAUUUGAGCUGCAGCACAGCUGCACUACCUUGUGUCUCUUGGGCAGUUGACUGUAACAAUUGUUUCAGAAUAUAAAUUGGGAUGUAUUAUAUAGUUACUCAUGCAGUUUUAAGCUUAUUAUCUUGGCGUUAUGUUAUCUCAAAACUGCUAUGGGUUUUGCUAAUUUUCAUUUUAGAUUAAGAUGUAUUACUAGUUAAUUGCGUUAUACUAGGGCUUCAAGCUCAAUAUAUAUAA
Molecule: messenger RNA, 753 nt
Organism: Solanum stenotomum
Lineage: Eukaryota; Viridiplantae; Streptophyta; Magnoliopsida; Solanales; Solanaceae
Exons: 5
Coding region: 38-526 (162 amino acids)
Source: RefSeq, a predicted model, not a curated record